Messenger RNA from Populus euphratica (Euphrates poplar), 2157 nucleotides. RefSeq names its product MLO-like protein 9. Gene Ontology annotation, cellular component: membrane. The coding region runs from base 175 to 1791 and encodes 538 amino acids. The transcript is spliced from 15 exons. Gene Ontology annotation, biological process: defense response. Lineage: Eukaryota; Viridiplantae; Streptophyta; Magnoliopsida; Malpighiales; Salicaceae. The record is from RefSeq and is a predicted model, not a curated record.
CAAUGAAUUAUUAUUAUUAUUGUUGUUAUUAAUAAUCUAGGAAACUCUCAGAAAACCAUUGCAUUUUUCUUACAAGUUAAUGUUCACAGGUUUUAAUCAAGAGGGAUCCUUUAUUUUCGUGCAUUUUGUUUCUGUGUCUGAGUUUUGUUUCUUUCAAGAUUAGAAUUUAAGAAAAUGGCUGGUGGAGAAGCCCCGGGUGCAAGAGACCUCGAGCAGACACCGACAUGGGCAGUCUCUGCAGUUUGUGCUGCCAUGAUUAUUGUCUCCAUCAUAUUGGAGAAGGUUCUUCAUAGAACUGGACAGUGGUUCCAAAAAAAACACAACACUGCUUUAUUUGAUGCUCUUGAGAAAGUUAAAGGGGAGCUUAUGGUUUUAGGAUUCAUAUCUCUAACCUUGACAUUCUCACAAAGCUAUAUUGCUGGUAUCUGUAUUCCUUUGAGGUAUGCAAAUACAAUGUUACCAUGCCCGGCGAAGGGUAAAAAAGGACAAGAUGACAGUGGAGGGGAGAAUCAUCGCAAGCUUUUAUGGUCGCAGCAUAGAUUUUUAGCUGGUGAGAGUGGAAGUAAAGAUUGCAAAGAUGGGUCAGUGCCUCUCAUAUCUGUCGAGGGACUGCAUCAGUUGCACAUCUUCAUAUUCUUUUUAGCAGUAUUUCAUGUCGUAUACAGUGCCAUAACAAUGAUGCUUGGAAAAUUGAAGAUACGCAAUUGGAAGGAUUGGGAACGCGAGAGUUGGAGGGAGCAUGAUGCCAUGAAUGAUCCUGCAAGAUUCAGGCUCACUCAUGAGACAUCAUUCGUGAGAGGACACACAAGUUUCUGGACAAAAACUCCAAUCCUCUUUUAUUCGCUAUGCUUUUAUCGACAAUUCUUCAGAUCCGUUCGAAAGUCUGAUUACUUGACCAUGCGACAUGGAUUCAUUUCUGUCCAUCUAGCUCCUGGAAGCAAGUUUAAUUUUCAAAAGUAUAUCAAAAAAACAUUAGAAGAUGAUUUCAAGGUAGUCGUUGGAAUCAGUCCACUACUAUGGGCCUCUGCAAUUCUCAAUCUGCUCUCGAACGUUCAUGGAUGGAAGGCUCAGUUCUGUGUUUCCUUUCUUCCUUUAUUUGUCACCUUAGCAGUUGGAACAAAACUACAAGCAAUUAUAGCAAAAAUGGCUAUUGAAAUUAAAGAAAGGCAUGCUGUGGUUCAAGGGAUACCACUUGUGCAAGUGUCUGACGGAAAUUUCUGGUUUUCCUGGCCUGAAUUAGUCCUUUAUCUCAUCCACUUUGUCCUCUUUCAGAAUGCAUUUGAGCUAACAUAUUUCCUUUGGGCAUGGUAUGAGUUCGGGAAGGAAUCUUGUUUGAAUCAAGAUACAGUCCUCAUAUUCGUCAGAGUUACUUUCGGCGUGGGAGCCCAAGUCCUGUGCAGCUAUGCCACACUUCCACUCUAUGCCCUUGUUACACAGAUGGGAUCAACCAUGAAGCGCUCAAUCUUUGAUCAACAAACUUCAAAGGCCCUAAAGAAUUGGCAUCAGAAGGCUGUAAAGAAAACGAACGAAGGGAAACCAGAUCAGCUCCCGACAAUGACUCUGGGUGGAAGUCCGGAUGCCUCGGUGCAUUCCUCAUCCCCCACACGUCUUCGACCUAAUAAAUUUGGUUCUGAAGGUCCAGAUUUCUCUGAUAUUGAAGCAGAAGCAGCAUCCCAUGAUCAACACACAGCUAACAUCACGGCAACUGUGGAUGUGGAACUCAGUGUCAAUCAUCAGCAUCGCCCUAGUGACAACAGCUCCCCAUUUGUCCAACGGGAUCUACUGAGUUAAGCAUGGUUAUGGAUGGGUUAUGUUAGCCGCAAGACAAAAUUUGUCUCGAGGGCCCCACACCCACACAGUAGCAGUGGAAAUACCACACAAUACUGCUGUUACGUUCCUGACAAGGUCACUUUAGGUGUGGCAAUACAGAAUUUUUUUUUCUCCUAUUUUCGCAUGACCAUUGCUGUGGUCUGUGCAGCAAGAAAACCUAAGUCUAAAGAUAGGUAUGAUAGCUGGUUUCGGAUUGCUGUUGCUACACAUUUGGAGCAACAAAAAUUUGUUCCCAGAACCUCAUACGACAUGUAGAUGAAAUCAAAAACAUCAUCAACAGUUUUGUUUGUGUAGCAAGUUGUACUAAUACAAAUAUUUCAGUCCUAU